ACUACUCUGAACAGCUGACACUGUUUGAAUAGCACUGUAAACGCGGCAAUUACUUUUAAUAUUAAAUAAAUACGGAAGACGCCGCAUUAGUUUCAAUCAAAAUGUCGAAUUUCGUAAAUAUGGAUGUUUUUGCUAAUUAUCAAAAGUAUAUUGAUAAUGAGCAAGAGAUUCGAGAAAACAUUCGUACCGUAGUCCGUGAAAUUGAACAGUUGGCUAAAGAAUCAACAAUUCAGCUACAAAUCAUCCACUGUGAUUUGAAGAAAAUUGAUUACGCUUGCGCAGAGGCACGUAAGCAAAUUUUGGCGUGUGCAGAAAGCUACCAAAAACUUGCUGCCUUGAUACCAAAUGGUCAAUAUUACCGGUAUUCUGAUCAUUGGACUUAUAUUACUCAGAAAUGUGUAUUUCUGAUUGCCUUAGUGGUGUAUUUGGAAGCUGGAUUUUUGGUGACACGUGAGACUGUUGCUGAAAUGCUAUCAUUAAAAACUAAUCAUGCUGAAGGGUUUCAUUUGGAUAUAGAGGAUUACCUGCAUGGUAUUUUGCAACUAGCUUCUGAGCUGUCACGUUUCGCUACUAAUUCAGUGACCAUGGGUGACUAUGAUCGUCCACUUAAUAUUUCGCAUUUCUUGGCAGAUGUUAAUUCUGGUUUCCGACUUCUGAAUCUUAAAAAUGAUGGCUUACGCAAACGUUUUGAUGCUUUGAAGUAUGAUGUUAAGAAAAUUGAAGAAGUUGUUUAUGAUAUCAGCAUACGCGGCUUACGAAGCACAGCUGAAGGUGAUGGCACAGAAAAGGAUAAAAACGACUAGUGGCUUUUUUCGUCAAAAAGUAUUAACAUUGUUAUAAGUUUUAUACAAUUUUUCAUCAAAUAUAUUUAAUAUUAACUUUUGAAGUGCUUUGAAAU
Teleopsis dalmanni is the source of this 898-nucleotide messenger RNA. RefSeq names its product translin (gene trsn). The record is from RefSeq and is a predicted model, not a curated record. Lineage: Eukaryota; Metazoa; Arthropoda; Insecta; Diptera; Diopsidae. Gene Ontology annotation, molecular function: sequence-specific DNA binding; single-stranded DNA binding; RNA binding. Gene Ontology annotation, cellular component: cytoplasm; nucleus. The coding region runs from base 102 to 803 and encodes 233 amino acids. Gene Ontology annotation, biological process: RNA metabolic process. The transcript is spliced from 5 exons.